Molecule: messenger RNA, 356 nt
Organism: Dentiscutata heterogama
Lineage: Eukaryota; Fungi; Glomeromycota; Glomeromycetes; Diversisporales; Gigasporaceae
Source: the annotation of a GenBank genome assembly
AUUUAACGCAAUGCUCAGGAUCAUAUAAUAUUACGAACUUUAAUUUUUUACCAAUUCCGCUCCCCUUAUACUUACCUUUCUUCAAUGCCACUAUUUCUGGAACGACCAACGUACAAAUCACUGGUGGUAAUAUCGUCGUAUCGGUAUUUGUAGCCGUAAAUAACUUUAACCUUACAUUACAAACGUGUGAAUUAGCUCCGUGUCCUAUUAAGGCCGGACCUUUUAAUUUCAAUGUUCCUGUGAAUAUAUCAAAAGAUAUAUCUUCUAAUUGUCAAAUUCUAGAAAAUAUAGGCGCCAAUAUCACUGCGAAAGCUUACGAUGCUAGUGAAAAUAUUUUGGGUUGCAUACAAGGCAGU